UAAUUGAAAAACGUCGCCGGCGUACGGCUUCCCUGUCCCUGCCUGACUUAUAACUCAUAAACGUAUUUGUAAUCUCUUGUGUUUCUCUGGAGAAUCAACUGUUCCAGAAGAAAGGGCCCUCCAACAGAAGGAAUGGCUGAAACACAAUUCAGAGCCUUUCACCCAGGUGCAGUCUUACAUGAAGGACACAGUGUUAUGCAGAGCUGGAUCCGGGAUAAUAGCUCCAAGGACAUACUGGAAAUCCUCACAGAGUAUCCUCAUCUCACCAGUAUAUAUACCUUAUUUACAUUUUGUAUCAAAGCACUUCCAGGUGCUGCAUGGUGAGGCUGCACCUAAAUUAUUUGAGACCUGGCUCCCUGAAUAUGCUGAAAAGGUCCUGUACUUAAAGGACAAUAAACUCCCAUCACUUACUGUUGAGGACAUGACACUGUAUGCCAAAGGGGAUCUAGCUCUAACACUGCUACCCACCAUGGUGCCACAGGCCAUCUACAGGGAUGGGAAGAAGACUAUCCGACACUCCACUGAAGAGUCCCGGACAGUGUUCAUACACCAAAUGCCUGUUGGAACAAAUAUGGUGGAAUUCCUCCAGCAAUCGAAGCCAUUCCCCUCUGUUCUGGCGCUGAGAGAUCCCCAGCAAUAUGCCUCUCAGGCAUUUGUGAUAUUAGCUGGUCAGGCAGUCCCUCAGAGCACACUGCUUGGAGCAGUUGACGUGCGCUUCAAGGCAUUUUAUGUUCUUGAUAUCAACUAUCCCAAGCAGUGUGCUCCCGCGUGGGAGUUUCUGCAGCAAGUUGUGUAUCAGAUUGAGGGAUCUGAAUCAAAACCAGUCAAAUUUCUUAAGACUGCCUUGCUUAAUUGCAGAACUGUUUAACUGUGUGAAGCUGCAGUAAAUGACACAACCAAUGUUUGAAGACUUUAAGCCUGAAGUUCAAUCCAGUUAUUGAAUG
Messenger RNA from Micropterus dolomieu (smallmouth bass), 944 nucleotides. RefSeq lists its product as uncharacterized. The transcript is spliced from 3 exons. The record is from RefSeq and is a predicted model, not a curated record. Lineage: Eukaryota; Metazoa; Chordata; Actinopteri; Centrarchiformes; Centrarchidae. The coding region runs from base 179 to 868 and encodes 229 amino acids.